CCCUCCCUCCCUCUCUCCCUCUCUCUCUCUCUCUCUGUCUCUCUCUCUCUCUCCUUCUCUUUUCUUUCGGGGGGAGCUGGUAUCUCUGGCGGUUUGCCGCAUGGAAGUCGCCCAGGCAAGGCACAAUAUCAGCUGUCUGAUCCGGACUCCUUCUCUCCAGUUGCCGACCACAGCACGAGCAGACACAACACCACACUCACAUUUACUGGGAUUCAGCGGGAUAUAACGGCAUUUAUCCGUUUCACGACUGACAGGAGAGACUAAGAUCCCGGCUUCAUUCCAGCCGAGGGGGGAAUAUUUCUUACUCAGAUGUAACAACCACAACAACAACAACAACAAAAGACGUACCGGAUCGUCAAGUGCGCAAAAGCCACAGCUUUAAACAUUCUGUUCUAUUUCUAUUUAUUUUCUGUUCCCUUCGUCCCCUGCACGGACAAACCGGGGACCGGAGGUAGGGGGGGACCUCCACGGUAUGGAGUCCUGAUUUUACCAAGCGACCCACCGGGAGGAAUGAAACUGAGAAAAUACGUCGCCGUGGUGGAAUAUUAAUAACCCAGUCCUGACAAUAAUCCAGGGGAUGUUGCAGCAGAGUUUGAGACUCUAGUGAGCAUCCCAACUUUCUUGGUCUCAAUUUUUAAUCUCUUUCCCUCUCCUCCUCUUCGCCCGUGGGACUUCUAUUUUCGUGACUGAUUUGCAGUACUUCACUCUCUGUCAUGGACCGGUCGACGUCUUUGGAUAUAGAAGCGCUCAAGAUGACACAGGAGCAGUAUAUCCUUGCGGCGCAGCCCAACCCGCUCCACCAACGGGGGGCGUCGGUGUGUGGUGCCCAAGUAUACCCAGCAGUGGGAAUCUACGGCUGGAGGAAGAGAUGCUUGUACUUCUUCAUCCUCCUGCUUCUCGUUACAAUGAUCGUCAACCUGGCGCUCACCAUCUGGAUCCUCAAAGUCAUGAACUUCACCCCGGAUGGUAUGGGGAAUCUGCGGGUGACAAAGGAAGGUGUCAGAUUGGAGGGAGUGUCUGAAUUCUUACUGCCUUUAUACGUCAAAGAGAUCCAGUCUCGUAGGGACAGUCCAUUGAUCCUUCAGUCAGACAGAAAUGUGACUGUCAACGCCAGGAAUGAUCAGGGACAACUGACCGGUCAGCUAACCGUGGGUUCAGAGAUGGUAGAGGCUCAGUGUCAGAGGUUUGAGGUGAGGAGUGCAGAUGGAGAGACAGUUCUGUUCUCUGCAGAUGAAGAGGAGAUCAGCAUUGGUACUGAGAAACUCAGAGUCACAGGGAAUGAAGGCGUGGUGUUCAGCCAUUCUGUAGAGACAUCACAUGUAAGGGCAGAACCCUUCCAGGACUUAAAGUUGGAGUCCCCAACUCGGACCCUUACCCUGGAGGCCCCCAGAGGUGUCGAGGUCAACGCUGGAGUGGGAGACUUCACAGCGUCCUGUAGGAAAGACCUCCUCUUGCAGUCCUCAGAAGGAGAGAUCUUUCUAGAUGCCAACACCAUCAGGCUGGGCAACAUUCCCCUCGGCAGUGCUGUGGACCCCUUGGAGGGAGCACCUGCCGGUACCACCUACACUAAACAGACUGUGUACGAGCUGUGUGCCUGCGCUAAUGGCAAGCUCUACCUGUCCCCAGCUGAGAAAGGCUCUACCUGCCAAACCACAAGUAACUUUUGUCUCUGGAGCUGAAAGUAGGAGGAUGACACACACCUGGGACAUAUGGACUAUUGGAGUUUGAAGCUAAUGCUAGCCAACAGACUGAAUCAUCGUGGAUUAUAGCUUGGUGGGAAGCUAAUACCAGCUAACAGACCGAAUCAACAUGGAUUGUAGCAUGGCAAGAAGUUCAUGUCCGUUAACCAACCGAAUAAUAUGGAUUAUGGCUUGGCAGGAAGCUAAUGCUUGCUAACAGACCAAAUCAACAUGGACUGUGGCUUGGUGGAAAGCUAUUGCCAGCUAAAGGACUGAAUCAAAAUGGACUAGAGCUUGGUGAGAAGCCAGAUCACCGACCAAAUUAAUAUGGAUUGGUCAGUAGCUAAUGCUAGUCGAGAUGAUGGAUGACUUGGCAGGAAGCGAAAGCCAGCGAGGUUAGCUUGUGGUUUUGAUACUAAUACGACUCAUGGUCAUGGAUGGACAGUCUCCCUCUGGGGCUCUGUCUUUGCCAUUGCUGAAUUGCUGCCAUGACGAUUUCUGGAGGCCACAAGGAUUGCCUUUGGAGGUGGCCUGAGGACAGCAAACUCUUACAAACAAAGUGAGCUGUGUGUUCACUGUUUGACCAAAUGAUGGAAAAACAUGCCCCUGUUUUUAUUUGGAUGUGGAUAUGGUGAUGGACUGCAAAGUCGCCAGCAGGGACAUGGAAAAGGACUCUGGGUUAACCUAUAUGUUGGCUAACAGACAUCACUGAGGACUUUGGUUUAGCCCUGCAGAUAGCUAACAAUAAAUCAGACAAUGGUUUAGUCUAGUGGGAAGCUAAGGCUAGCUUACGGACCAAUCUAUACCAGAAAGGCCUUCCCCCUCCUCCCCCUCUAGUCUUUCAACCCAAAUGUUGACGUUUGACCUUUCAACAUUAAUCUGCACCUGAUAGUGACUAUGUUCUCAGAUCCCACUUUUCAUAAGAUAACUAAUGCAAAUAAUUGUGCUUCAGCCUUGCAUUCACCAGCUUUUUCCCCUUUAUAUUUUCUGAUUUUCACAUCUUAUUUUCUUUUAGUUCUCUUUCAGAUUUAAUUUUUUACUUUUUAUCUCUUGUUAUUGUAUUCUUUUUUUUCCUUCAAUAUCUUUGUAAUCUUUUAUCUGUCCAUAUUUUGCUACUUCUCUCCUUUGUCUUUUCUCCAUGCUCUAGUUAUUUUUUCUGUCUAUGCACUUACUUGCACUGGACUGGUAAAAAAAGACAAUGUCACUCUACCUAUCCACUUUCUUCCACUUGUCAGGUAAAAAAAAAAACAGAAAACGCUGGUCUGUCUGCUUUCUUUCGCAGGAGUAGUUACAAACAUUUUUACAAACCAUCACAGGUGUACCAGAUGCAGGACACCAUCUGUCCCUGCAUCUUUUGGUUUCCAGAGUACAGAAGCAAAUGGAAUAAUAAAAAGAGGAGGAAAGUGAGUCUAAGUCUUCAGUUUAAGGCUCAGGCAGAUGUUACGGCAGACAGACCGUUUUGUGAUGUGGGGCCAAACCUCCAGUCAGGCAGAGACAGCAGUCGGCCGAUGGCCAGACCAAUUUUGGUCUUGUUAUGGAGUAUUACACAUCUUCAUCCUGUGUUCCUUGUCUGUCAGACUUUUUUUCUUUCCUUUUGUAUGAUUUUCUUUUUGCCAAGUGUUGCGCUUCUCUAUCAGUCAUGUCCUUUUUUCUGUCAUUGAGAGAUGUUUCUGCUCUUUGCUUUCAUGCUCCUUUUUGUUCCUUCUUCAGCUUGCAGUAUUUUACCUCUCUUGCUCAUUAUCCACACCAUCUUUUUUUCUUUUCAGAAGUUGAAUUUAUAAAUUUUGUCUUAUCUUAUGCUUCUUCUCUUAUCGACCACUCAACAAAUGACACAUCCUGAUGUCGUUUCCACAUCCUCACUUUCUAAUCCCCUUUGGCCAUUACAAAAUCAAAUAUCAGGAAGAAUAUCCCUUCACUCUUACAUCAUGCCCCCUUUUAAAAGUUCUUCAAUGAAAGCAAGAAAAGUCAAGGGUGUCCAAAAUAUGAUUUUGGAAGUUAGUUCCUUAUAUAUCCAUCAAUCCAUCCAUCCAUUUUCUGCCACUUAUCAGGAGUCCAGUUGCAGUGGCAUCAGGCUAAGCAAGGUAGUCCAGACAUCCUUCUCCCCAGCAACAUUUUCCAGCUCUUCCUAGGGAAUCCCAAGGUGUACCCAGUCCAGAUGAGAUAUAUACUGUAGUCUCUCCAGCAUUUUCUGGGUUUACCCAGGGUGUUUUGCCAAUGGGAUGUGCCUGGAAAACCUUCAGUGGCAGGUGCCCACGAGGCAUCCUGAUCAGAUGCCUGAACCACCUCAUCUGGCUCCAUGAGGGAGCAUUGGCUCUACUCCUAGCUCCCCCCAGAUGUCUGAGCUCCUUACCCUAUAUAAGGGAGCCUCGCCACCUUACAAAGGAAACACAUUUCAGUCUUGCGUAUUCACCAUCUCAUUCAUUUGGUUACCUCCCAAAGCUUAUGACCGUAGGUGAGGGUUGGACAAAGAUUGACUGACUGGUAAAUCAAAAGCUUUGCCUUCCGUCUCAGUUCCUUCUUCAUCACAACAGUCUGGUGCACCAAUCUGCCCGUCGAUCUCACGCUCCAUUGUAGCAUCACUCAUGAACAAAACACAGAGAUACUUAAACUCCUUACCUUGAGCAAUCCACCAUUUUCCGGCAGAUAACAUGGCCUCAGACUUUGAAUUGAUGACUCAUUCCAGCCUCUUCAUUCUCAACUGCAAACCUUCCCAGUGUAUGCUGUAAGUUAUGUUCUGAUGAAUACAAAAGAAUCUUUGAAAAGCAGAGAAGCUUUUCUGAGGACCCCAAACCAAACACAAUCCCCAACUGUUCCUUGAGAUCCUGUCCAUGAAAAUCGGUAACAUGAUCGGUAACAAAUGACAACCUUGAUGGAGGCCAAAACCAACAGGUAAUGUGCUUGACCUGCUAGUGAGAACAUGGAUACAACUCUCACUCCAGUUAUAUAAGGACUGGAUGGCUUGUGAUAAUGGCCCUGGUACCCCAUAAUACCGUAGUGCUCCCCACAAGACCCCCUGAGGGACACGGUUAUAAUCUUUCUCCAAGUUCACAAAACACAUGUAGACUGGAAGGGCAAACGCCCAUGACCCAUCCAAUAAUCUCAAGGCUGAAGAAUUGGUCCACUGUUGUCCAUUGCUCUUCCUGUAUCUGAGGUACGACAAUCAGUCAGAGCCUCCUUUCCAGUACCCUGGCAUAAUAUUUAGAGGCUGAGCAGUGUAAUACCCUGAUAAUUAGAGCACACCCUCCGAUCCUCCUUUUAAUAUGGGAACCACCACCCAGGUCUGCGAGUCCACAAGCAUUGUGCCCAACCUGUGUAGGACUGAAAAGGCAUGUCAGCCAAGACAGCCCAACAUUGUCCAGAGCAUUCAGCAUCUCAGGCCAAAUCUCAUCCACACCUAUUGUCUUACCGUUGAGGAACUGCUUGACUACCUCACAGAGCUCUGCUGGAGACAUGAGUGAGGCUUCCCUUGGUCUUCAAACUCUGUCUCCUUUUCAGUUGACUUGUUGGUCGGAUUCCUCAAGGUGUUCUUUUUCCGCCGCCUGACCAUAUCCCCAGUCAGAGUCAGCAGCUCUCCUCUCAUGCUGAUGCUUGGGCCAAGCCCUGCUUUCCCUUCCUUAGUCGUCUGAUGUUAUGCCAGAACUUCCUUGAGUCCAGCCAAAAUUCCUUCUCUGAAAGUCUCCCUGAACUCCUCCCACACCCAGGUUUUUGCAUCUGCAGCAGCCAAAGCCCACCCGGCCCAUCUGCUUCUUGAGGAGACCCCUGGGUCAACCAUGCCAGUCCUCCUUCAUCUUGAUGGUCUCCAUCACUGCUGUCCACUGCUGUUCUGAGGUCGACACCAUGACCACAAGUCUUAGCAGGGUGCCUCCACAAUGGAAGCUUUGGACAUGCCCCACUCAGAUUCCUCAACUUCCUCUGGGUUGCAUGAAAAAAUGCAUGUAUCAAGAGUUCAAUACCUUGCUGACAAGGGCCUCUGUUAGGCAUUCUAGGCUCAUCCUCAAUACACAUUUGGGUUUACCCUAUCUGUACAGCAGACUCCCCUACCAUCUCACCAGUUGACAGCUCCACUCCUCUCUUUGCUUGAGUGUCCAAGACAAACAACUGCAGAUCUGAUACUACCAUCACAACACUGAUCAUUGAUCUUACACCUUAGGUGUUCUGGUACCAGGUACACUUAUGAACUACCCUGUGCUCAAACACAGUGUUUGUUACAGCCAAUCCAUGAUGAGCAUGUAAGUCUGAUAAUAAAGCACCACUCAGGUUAAGAUCAGACAGGCCGUUCCUCUCUAUCUCCCUCUCUGGGUUUCUCCAUUGUUGCCCAUGUGACCACUGAAGGUGCCCAAGAGGACUAUAGAGCCUCCCAUGACACCACCCAAAAACCUUCAUGACCCCACCCAGAAACUCCAAGAAGCCCCCCCAAAUACACACACACACACACACACACACACACACACACACACACACACACACACACACACACACACAGCUCCAAGGAUCACCAGGACACACAAACCCCUCCACCACAUUAUGACAUACAUAAUAUACAAUCUCAGAUAAGUCUCACAUGGGGACAUUGGUGUGAAUGGCCUCAAGCUGGCUAACCUAGCACCCAACCUCUGCAAUGGCUGGAAAUCAUAGGAAAUCAGUGAAUUUGUGUGUUAGAAAUCCCCCUGGAAGAAAUUAUGGAUGGAUUUGGUUCUAUGUGUAUGGACUCAGCUGGAACAAGGUCCUGAGGCGUACUUUCUUUUUUAAAACAAAGCGAUACACAGGUGCCUUUGCUGCUGUUGGUAAAAGCACAUCACAGUCUGAACGUUCACACUACCCUCAGUGGACCAUCUGCAAGUGUCUCUGGACAAAGUAUCUAUUUAUCAAUCUACCUAUCUAUCUAUUUAGUUUUCUGUCUUUUUUCUCCCCUUCUCUCCUGGUUUUGUAGAACUCUCAGUAUAUCCAGCUGAAAAAAAAGAACAAUUCAGUCCUGGUUUAAAGUUUAAUUUUCUGAUGUGUUCCCUUAUGGUUUUAUUCUUGAUAAUUAAAAAAAAGCACAAAUUAUGCCAUGUAUAUAACAAUACCAAUAAAAUACAAAAUAAAGUAAUAUUGUUUUUAAAGAGAAUCUCUGGAGUCUUCGUUGUUGUAAAAUCUGUAAUGAUCACUUUUAUUUCCCUAACUAGUGUCACCCUUGUCUGUUGGGCUGACCAUGUGUCCUUUUGAUUGCUUCCGGUGCAGUUUCAUACAAGUUUUAGUGUAUCUGAUACUCAAUAAGGACAAAGCCAACAACUAUUUCCAACUAUUAACAACAAUCUGCCCCUAAAAAUUCAGAAUAUGUGUAUUGAUUACCGUGAACAGUCUUGACCUGAUAAAAAAAAACACAAACAGUGAUGAGUCACCAUGGCACACAACCUCCCACCUUCUCUCACUCUCUCUUUUCUCGUAACUCUUUACAUCUGACUUUUUCUUUCCUUGCUUCUCACUGCCUUUUAUUGUCACUCCAUUUGAUAUUCUGUAUCAUCUUCCAACAGUAACAAUAUAUUUACAUUUAUGCAUUAGCUAUUAUAGUUAUUACAUUUUAUUUAAUUGGAGGAAAGCCAUGGAAACUGAUGGUGUUGAUUUAGCAUGUUUUCUUAGUCUUUCACUUUUCUUGUCUUUCUUCUGUAACAGGAAUCUCUGUAAGCACACACAUCCAAGUGCAUGCUUUCAUAUCAGGAUGCAGCACAAAGCACUCAAUGGCCAGCACUUUAUUUCAUUGUCAUUUCAAAUGUGUUAAUCGACCGACAGGCCUGUUGACAGUAAUCGGAUAACUUUAUAGAAGCAAGCUAUAUUUCCCUCCUUUGCUGCAGACCUUCACUGUUUUCAGUAACACUCAAUUUCAUUUUUUACUGUUCCAACUUUUUUUUUCCAAGUUCCCACACCUUGCCAAUUGUGGUGUCUUUGUCAAUUUCAAGGUUCAGCCAUUGAAAUCUGCACUUUGG
Messenger RNA from Seriola aureovittata, 7642 nucleotides. RefSeq names its product zeta-sarcoglycan. The transcript has 8 exons. Lineage: Eukaryota; Metazoa; Chordata; Actinopteri; Carangiformes; Carangidae. The coding region runs from base 714 to 1679 and encodes 321 amino acids. Gene Ontology annotation, cellular component: sarcoglycan complex; sarcolemma. Gene Ontology annotation, biological process: cardiac muscle tissue development; heart contraction. The record is from RefSeq and is a predicted model, not a curated record.